AUGGAGACCGUUCACACCUCGGAGCGCCUUGCGCACCUGCGUGACCUUAUGCAGAAGCACAAAGUCGACAUCUACAUCGUUCCGUCUGAGGACAGCCAUCAAUCCGAAUACAUUGCGCCCUGCGACGCCCGCCGAGAAUUCAUUUGCGGCUUUUCCGGCUCGGCAGGCACGGCGGUGGUCACUCACGACAAAGCUGCUCUGGCGACGGACGGACGGUACUUCAAUCAAGCGGAAAAACAAUUGGAUAGCAAUUGGGAGCUGCUGAAGCAAGGGCUGCAGGAUGUUCCUACCUGGCAAGAAUGGGCAGCCGAUCAGUCAGAGGGGGGCAAGAGCGUUGGUGUAGAUCCUACGGUUAUCACUGCCCCCGACGCGCGGAAGCUCUCGGAGAAAAUCAAAAAGAAGGGCGGUGCAGAACUUGUGGCGGUUGAGGAGAACCUCGUCGAUACCGUGUGGGGAAAAGCGAAACCACCAAGGCCGAACGAGACGGUGAAGGCUCUUGGGACCGAGUUCGCUGGCAAAAAGUUCGAGGACAAGCUCGAGGACCUGCGGAAGGAGCUUGACAAAAAGAAAAGCGCGGGCUUCGUCGUCUCUAUGCUUGAUGAGAUUGCAUGGUUAUACAACCUGCGUGGUAACGACAUCCCCUACAAUCCGGUAUUCUUCUCGUACGCAGUGGUGACCCCGACCAGCGCUACACUAUACGUCAACGACAGCAAGCUUGACUCAGACGCCAAAUCACACCUUGGCGAUGCGGUGGAGAUCCGACCUUACGAAGCCAUAUUUGGCGACGUCAAAGCGCUCAGCAAAAAGACGCCGGAGACAGAGCCCGACGGCAAUACUGGAUCAAGUAGCUCACCCAAGAAGUUUCUGAUCUCCACGAAAGCGUCCUGGGCGUUGAACAAGAGCCUUGGAGGGGAGGAGAAGGUCGAAGAAGUUCGGAGUCCAAUAGGCGAUGCCAAAGCUGUCAAGAACGAGACUGAACUGGAGGGCAUGAGGAACUGCCACAUCCGAGAUGGCGCAGCACUCAUCGAGUACUUCGCGUGGCUUGAAGACCAACUGAUCAACAAAGGGGCGAAAUUGGACGAAGUUGAGGCGGCCGACAAGCUCGAGGCUUGCCGAGCUAAGCAAGAACAUUUUGUAGGCCUGUCGUUCGACACUAUCUCGUCGACAGGACCCAACGCCGCAGUGAUACACUACAAGCCGGAACGCGGGAACUGCUCUGUUAUCGACCCCAAAGCUGUUUACUUGUGUGACUCCGGCGCGCAGUAUCUUGACGGGACGACAGAUACUACGAGAACGUUACAUUUCGGCGAGCCCACAGAAAUGGAACGCAAGUCCUACACCUUAGUUCUGAAGGGCAACAUCGCGCUUGAGAAAGCCAAGUUUCCCAAAGGCACCAGCGGCUUCGCUCUGGACACGUUGGCGAGGCAGUUUCUGUGGGCAGAAGGUCUGGACUAUCGUCACGGCACUGGCCAUGGCGUCGGCUCGUACUUGGCUCGUUCUCUUGCUAAUAUUCUCCAGAACGUGCAUGAAGGCCCAAUCGGUAUUGGCACAAGGGUCCAGUACUCUGAAGUCUCCUUGUCGGUGGGCAACGUACUUUCUGAUGAACCUGGAUACUACGAGGAUGGCAGUUUUGGAAUCCGCAUAGAAAACAUCAUCAUGGUCAAGGAGGUUGAAACCAACCAUAGAUUUGGCGACAAACCGUACCUUGGCUUCGAACACGUCACGCUUGUGCCAAUGUGCAGGAAGCUCAUCGAUGUGCGAUUGUUGUCGGCAGCGGAGAAGGAAUAUUUGAAUGAUUACAAUAAGGAGGUCAUGGAGAAGACCAAGGGUUUCUUCAAGGGGGACAGCCUGACAAUGGCCUGGUUGGAAAGGGAAACGCACCCAUUUGAAUAG
Molecule: messenger RNA, 1893 nt
Organism: Coniosporium apollinis CBS 100218
Lineage: Eukaryota; Fungi; Ascomycota; Dothideomycetes
Product: X-Pro aminopeptidase
Exons: 11
Coding region: 1-1893 (630 amino acids)
Molecular function (GO): metalloaminopeptidase activity
Source: RefSeq, a predicted model, not a curated record